Messenger RNA from Peromyscus eremicus (cactus mouse), 2333 nucleotides. RefSeq names its product phosphodiesterase 1A (gene Pde1a). Gene Ontology annotation, biological process: signal transduction. Lineage: Eukaryota; Metazoa; Chordata; Mammalia; Rodentia; Cricetidae. The record is from RefSeq and is a predicted model, not a curated record. Gene Ontology annotation, molecular function: 3',5'-cyclic-nucleotide phosphodiesterase activity.
UCACAGGAUUACAACACAAUGGCUCCUGUUCCACCUGCCCUGCUCUGUAGUUUUAGUUGAUCACUGCAUAAGACAUAAUAGAAAUGGCAUAAUCUUUAAGUAAUGAAAAUUUCAAGUCAUGUAUUAUAACAUUAUGCUAAAAUGGGCUAAGGGCUCUAACUCAAAAUGGGCAAAAGAGCCAUAAAAAAACUUUACUUUGAAUUACAGUGUCAGUGGUCUAGUGUUAAAUUAAACUCAUUCAAACACAAGAAGCAAAAGAAACUUAAAAAAAUCACAAAACGGCUUCUGGACACUGAAGAUGAGCUCAGCGACAUUCAGACUGACUCAGUCCCACUGGAAGUCCGAGAUUGGUUGGCUUCUACCUUUACGCGGAAAAUGGGGUUGAUGAAAAAGAAAAACGAGGAAAAACCAAGGUUUCGAAGCAUUGUCCAUGCUGUUCAGGCUGGAAUUUUUGUGGAAAGGAUGUACAGGAAGAGCUAUCACAUGGUUGGUUUGGCAUAUCCUGCAGCUGUCAUAACUACACUCAAGGAUGUUGAUAAAUGGUCUUUUGAUGUAUUUGCCUUAAAUGAAGCAAGCGGGGAGCAUAGUCUGAAGUUUAUGAUUUAUGAACUGUUUACCAGAUAUGAUCUUAUCAACCGCUUCAAGAUUCCUGUUUCUUGCCUAAUUGCCUUUGCAGAAGCUUUAGAAAUUGGUUACAGCAAGCACAAAAAUCCAUAUCAUAAUUUGAUUCAUGCAGCUGAUGUCACUCAAACUGUGCAUUACAUAAUGCUUCAUACAGGUAUCAUGCAUUGGCUCACUGAACUGGAAAUUUUAGCGAUGGUUUUUGCAGCUGCCAUUCAUGAUUAUGAGCACACAGGAACAACAAACAACUUCCAUAUUCAGACAAGGUCAGAUGUUGCCAUUCUGUACAAUGACCGCUCUGUGCUUGAGAAUCACCACGUGAGUGCUGCCUACCGACUUAUGCAAGAGGAGGAAAUGAAUAUCUUGGUAAACUUAUCUAAAGAUGACUGGAGGGAUCUUCGGAACUUAGUGAUUGAAAUGGUGUUAUCUACAGACAUGUCAGGUCAUUUCCAGCAAAUUAAAAACAUAAGAAACAGUUUGCAGCAGCCCGAAGGGAUUGACAGAGCCAAAACUAUGUCCCUGAUACUCCAUGCAGCCGACAUCAGCCACCCAGCCAAGACUUGGAAGCUGCACUACAGGUGGACCAUGGCCCUCAUGGAGGAGUUUUUCCUGCAGGGAGAUAAAGAGGCUGAAUUAGGGCUUCCAUUUUCUCCACUUUGUGAUCGGAAGUCAACGUUGGUUGCCCAGUCUCAAAUAGGUUUCAUUGAUUUCAUAGUGGAGCCAACGUUUUCUCUCCUGACAGACUCAACAGAGAAAAUUGUUAUUCCUCUUAUAGAGGAAUCCUCAAAAUCGGCGUCUUGUAACUAUGGGGCAAGCAGCUCAUCCACCAUGGUUGCUGAUUCCCUGAGGCGUUCAAAUUCAAAAGGCCCCAUGAGUGAUGGGAGCUAUACUCCAGACUACUCUCUGUCAUCUGUGGACCUGAAGAGCUUCAAAAACAACCUAGUGGACAUCAUUCAGCAGAACAAAGAGAGAUGGAAAGAGUUAGCUACCCAAGGUGAACUUGAUCUUCAUAAGAACUCGGAAGACUUAGGAAAUGCUGAAGAAAAGCAUGCUGACACACAUCCAUAGGUCUGCACGAACUUUAAGAGUUCAGUUGUUUUAAACAUAAGAGGGAAAUGAAAACAGCAUGAAAACCAUGCGAAGUCCUUGACUUUCUAAAAUAUCAUAUUCUCCUCUUUGAACAUACAGUUGGCUCAGGCCAGUUUAGUGGACUCCUCUGUAAGGAAUAAGAGCAUAAAUUUCAGUCGAAUAACUGGGCAAAGAAGUACAUGAAUUGUGAUUAGGAUUCUGGCCACUGUUUCUGCCACUGUUUUCCCUCCAUAGUUUGGUCAUCUUCAAUCAAAUCAGAAAAUCUCUUAACACCAAAAGUCGGACAGUUUCAAACUUUUGUCAUGUUUAAUUUGUGCAGAAGAUAAACCGUUUCCCAGUGUGCUUCUUGCACUGUGUUAUUCAGAGUGCUGCUACAACAAAAUUUUAAAUGGGGGGGAGGAGCAAAAGAAUAGCAAAUCCAAAUGAUGGAAAACGGGGUUUUCUUGCACUGCUGGUGUGGUAAGACUGGCUUCUUUUAAAUGCAUGGGAACAGACGGAGACUCGAGGUUGCUCAGUUGUUCGUGAAAUCCCAGCAACACCGACCAUGAGAGCUGCCACACAGUGACUGGAUGUACACCUCACUGUGUCUCCAGCUGCGAAGCUACAGUGCUACCUUCCCCUGA